CAUGCUCAGUUGCUUUCACGGUACAGUAGCUUAGGCGCCUGGCAAUAUGAGCAGCAGACCUAACGAACUCUUGUCAUAAAACCAAAACAAACUUACUAACAAAGCAACCACAACGAAUACCAAAACAUGAAACUAUCCACUUUCACAACGGCCACCUUGGGACUUACUUUCGCCGCCGCAGACAACUCGCAUGAAGUAGCAAGCAGUUACAACACUUUAUUCUACUAUGAUGCAUCUGAGGUCACCAAUUCAUACUUUGUCGGGGACAUUAUGAACAGCACCAGCUUGGCUUUUGGGCAUGCGAUCAAAGCAUUUGAGAUUGACUCAAUCAAUGAGCUUAGUUGGGAGGCUCUAGAGCAAAACAUGACCGACACCUUGGGGAAUAUUGGGAGGGUCGUCGUCAGCUCCCCCGAAAGACACGAUCUUCAUCUUUGCGCCGCAAACAAAGCCACUGUAACGGUUCAUGAAGCCAUUGCUGCUGGCUACGAUUCACUUGAUGGACCAGACAGUCAAGAGCUGGGAUCACUGCUGACCAAUGAUCAACACGAUGCUGCGCACGCAGAUGUUGAUAAAGUGCUGACAUCAUGGAUUUCACGUAGUGACUGCCUGAUCGAUGGUGACAGUGAGUGUGUGUGGGGUGACGAGGACUCUGCCAGCAUCAUGUACCUGCAGCAAGGCUCCUCUGAGUCGGAUUUGACCAUGCAAUUGUACACGUUCUACUUUUCACACACUGAUGCCGCUGACAAGCAAGCCAUGGUGGACGUUUCCCUCAAUAGCGUGGUCGUCACUGGCUGGUCUUUCAAUCAAGAUGUAUACAGCCAAGUUCGAAGCACCGUCUCUGAGAAGAUUGACAUUCCUAGGGUUCAGGAUCAAGUUGUCGCCCCCACGAUUGUCCCAGACAACGGCAACGUCCAGUCUUUCUUCAAGUCUGCGGAGUUUGUGCCUUGCAAAGGAGGUGAGAAUCUGGGAAGUGCAGGUGUGUCCGGGGCGAAUCAGACUCUGGAAGGUUCGGGCGCGUCCGAGGCUCUCGAUCGUUGUGGAGGAACCGUUGCUCUUUCCUUCGUCGCGGCUUCGACGAUUCUUGCGGCUGUCAGUGCCAUGUUGUAGAUAAUCAUGCGGGCGGCGACAUCGGUGGCAACGGAAAUGAUACCAUGCAACUUUAAAAGAUAGAAUUAGAAUAGGUGCAUUAUACUACCAUCCCGG
This is a messenger RNA of Seminavis robusta, 1203 nucleotides long. The record is from the annotation of a GenBank genome assembly. NCBI's taxonomy places the organism in Eukaryota, Bacillariophyta, Bacillariophyceae, Naviculales, Naviculaceae.